Molecule: messenger RNA, 9868 nt
Organism: Anopheles merus
Lineage: Eukaryota; Metazoa; Arthropoda; Insecta; Diptera; Culicidae
Gene: Gug
Product: mucin-19
Exons: 13
Coding region: 92-7549 (2485 amino acids)
Cellular component (GO): nucleus
Molecular function (GO): transcription corepressor activity
Source: RefSeq, a predicted model, not a curated record
CCGGUGCCGCCGCCGCCGCCACCGCCGUUGUGGUGGUCGUCGCGCGUGAUCCCCGCUCGAUUCAUCGCCGCCGUCGUCAUUUCGGGGUAAUAUGGCCACACCGCCAACCGAAGGAGAAAUCAGAGUGGGUCCCGGCCAUCAGGUAAACGAUAUCUAUGCAACAUUACCAGACUAUCAACCGAUCGAGAACUACCGCUCCGAGGACGAUGAAGAUCGCGACCUAGAGGAUCCAAGAUGGACACCCGGACUGUACAUUGAUAAUGAUUUGUUGAUGUACCUGACCGCCGCUCGUUCAAUAUCCGCCUUUCAGGGUAUGUGCGAGGAAGAUGGUUGUAUGGCAGCUAGUCGUGACGAUACAACUAUAAAUGCAUUUGAUGUUUUACACGACUCAGGAUACGACGCCGGCAAAGCCCUAGAAGCACUGCUAAAGUGUCCCGUGACGAAGGGCAUCGAGAAGAAGUGGACCGAGGAGGAAACGAAACGCUUCAUCAAGGGGUUGCGACAGUUUGGGAAGAAUUUUUUUCGCAUCCACAAAGACCUGUUACCACAUCGGCCAACGCCGGAAUUGGUAGAGUUUUACUAUCUGUGGAAGAAGACGCCGGGGGCAAACCAGAACCGGCCCCACCGCAGACGACGGGCGAGCUCGCUCCGACGGCGCAACACACGGACGAACAGUAAUGCGAGCGGCACCGCGCCGAACAGUAGCGGUAGCAGCAGCAGCAGCAGCAACAGCAACAGCAACAGCAAGAAGGAACAGACCCCCGAGCGCACCGUGACGGAUACCGGCUCGUCCCGACCGUCGCCGAUCGGCAAGGAGGAGAACAGCUCCGUUACCGAGGACGACGUGAGCGAGUGCGACAGCGAUUCGAGCGCCAACAAGGCGACGGCAGCGGCGGCGGCUGCAGCGACAGCCACCGCCAACGGUACGGCCGGCGUUGGAGCAGGUAGCAACGGCGGCGGCGGCGGAGGAGGAGGCGGUGGAGGUGGAGGAGGCAGCAGUAGUAGCAGCAGCAGCAGUAGCAGCAGUAGCAGCAGCAGUAGUAGCAGCAGCAGUAGCAGCAGCAGUAGCAGUAGUAACGGAAGUAACGGCGGCGUCGGCGGUUCCGUCGGCGUCGGAGACUUUACGACGACGGCCAGCAGCGGCGGCAUUGGCGGGGGCACGGUCACCGGCGAGGAAUCUCCGUCGAGGAUGCGGACCCGCCAAAAGCCAACGAAAGAAACGAAUGCUACCAAUGCGAAGCGGCCCAAGCGGGGCGGUACGGAGACACCGGAGCAGCAGACAGCGACCGGCACUGCCGCAGCCGCAGCCACUGCUGGCGCCACAGCCACGGCGGGCGGUGGUGGUGCUGGUGGUGCGCCCAACACCGGUGGUAGCAGUGGGAACGGGGCAAGCGCAAGUCUGGACAGUCCAAAGACGCCCAGCAAAACGACGAACAGCAGCAGCAAUAAUAGUAGUAGCACCAACACCACCGCCACCACAGGCACUGGUAAUGGCGGGAAUAGCAGCUCCUCGGGUGCAGUUGGUCCAACGGUGGACGGUGUCGGUGGCAAGCAUGGCGGUUCGCAGACCGGCAGCAAAGGCAGCAAGUCCGCUGGACCGGGCAAGACGGAAACGACCACCCCGAGCAAGGGCAAGAAGCGCUCGAACGAGCAGGAGGUGGACGGAAGCGACGAGAAGGAUGGGCAGAAGCGAAAACGCUCGGACAGCCCGGCCGAAAGCCUCACCACCGACAGCCGACCCGGCUCCGUGCUGGACGAGAUGGAAUCGGUCAGCGAGGCGGCGACGGAAACGAGCAUCGGUACGCGCACCACCGGCACGCCGACACCGGUCGGACACGAACGGUUGCAGGGCGCAAACUCGGUCAGCUCCGGUACGGGCAGCGGCGCAGGAGCCGCUGCCGACGGCAGCGUGCCAGCCGCGAAGGACGACGAGAAGGAUCCACUGUCGCUCGGACCACCGCUCGCCGCCGAGCCGAUGGUUACGGAGUCGAACGAAAACAGCAGCAGUAGCAAUACAACCACCUCGACCGUGGCCAAGUCCUCGUCAGGUGGUUCGGAAGACAAGGAUGACGAUUCGAACGCGGGUGCUACGGGUGCCGUUGUUGCGUCGGCGGUAGCAACCGUUCCAACGGCCGCAGACACCGCCAAGCUGCCCGAAACGGAGGACAUCUCUCCGCCGUCGACGGCGGCCACCACGCCCGUCGCAACGCCGGCACCACCGACCGCAGGUGCAUUGCUACCCGGCGCCGAUGGCAGUGAACCGUCCCAGCAGGGAGUUGCACCAUCGUCGGAGGAAGCGGCCGCAGCAACCAAUGGUACCAGUAUCAGCACAGCCGGCAGCGGCACCACCACCACGGUGGUGGAGGGCAAACCGUGCGUAAAUGCGCUCGGACCCGCCCCGUCCAGCGACCAGGAGAUGGCUUCGAAGCUGGCCAACAUGAAACAGGAAGGUUCUGCCGCGACCGGACCUCCCACGGGCGCACCGGCCGGUUCAGCAGCAGCAUCGGUCGACUUCAACUCCAAAGACGUGUUCAUCAAGAAGGAACCGAACGAAGAGUCUGGUGCAGCUGCGGCGGCGGCGUCGGCGGCCGCUGCCGGAUCGUCCUCCGCGCCCGGAGAGCAAUCCUCCGGCUCCGGUGUCGGUGGCGGCGCGGCCCCUACGAGUGGCGCCCCCAGCGAGCCACAGGAUUUGAAGCUUAAGAUUGAGGUCAAAUCGGAAGCGAAACUGAUGCCGGGCGGAGGCGCCGGUAGCAACGAAUCGUCCAGUCAAGGUGGCGCCGUCCAAGGGCCGCCCGAGAUGAAGUACGAUCCGGAAAAUCUCGUCAUGAAGCCGUACGAAAGUCACAUCAAGUACGGCGGACAUCCGGGCGAGGACGGUAUGAAGUACGGGGAGCACAAGUAUGGGCCACUGCCACCGCAUCAGCAACCCGGGCCGGGCGAACCGCCGGGCCUGAAGUACGGUCCUCCAGGGCCGCAGGACGAGCCGCUCGAGUACGAUAUGAAGCGGUACCCGGCGCACGGUCCUCCACCACCUCCCAACCAGGAUGGUGGUCCACUCCCGCUGAAGCUUGGCGGUGGUCCGCCCGGACCGCCGUCCGCUUCCGGAGCGCCGGGCGAACCACCAUCCGUCGCAGGACCGCCGCCCCACAUGAAGCUGUCCCAGUACGCGCAGGAUCUGACGGGCCUGAACCUAAAGUACCCGCCGCCGGACGAGCGCAGCAAGUUUGCACCGUCGCCCGCCUCGGACAGUGGCAGCGGCAGUGGCGUAGCGCCUCCACCCCCGUCCGGUGUCGGUGGGCCGCUGCCGCUCAUCCCCAAGAGCCACUAUCCCGACCCGGCCCAGCUCAGCAUGCUGCGGCAGCACUACGAGCACACGUUCAAGUACGAUCCGAUGGCGGCGGUCAAGUACGGACCGCCCGGGAUGCCCCCGUUCGGGGCGGGACCGCCCGGCCAGCACCACCAUCCGCACCAUCCGCUGGCGGGCGGCCUGCCCGGCCAGCCGCAGUCACAGCCGCAAGAUCUGAAGUACCUGCCGCCGGAGGCCAUGGGCCCGAUGAAGUAUCCACCCUCCUCGAUGGCGAGCGACACGCCCACCUCGCUCAAGAACAACAGCUUCUCGGCGGACAAUCUCCUAAAGAGCAGCUCGUCGAGCAACAGCGGCGGCCCGGGGGCGAACGAUGCGUCCAACCCGCUGGACGUGUCGGCUUCGGGGCGCCACGCCAUCACGCCCAACCAGGACAGCCAGGGCAGCAACAGCAGCUCCCAGGCGACGCCCCUGCACGGCAGCAGUAUUGCCUCGCCCCAGUCGGGUGGGCCUCCUCCCUCGCUACCACCGCACGGUGCUGGAUCGUAUCCACCGCCGCACGGACCACCGCCCCCGGGCCACCCGGGACAUAUCGUGAAUCCGGGGCUAAUGCCAACGUUGCUCGGCGCCGGCCCGAACUCGUCCCCGGUGCCACCAACGUCCCAGCCGGGUGGCGUGCAUGUACCCCCCGUGCUCGGCGGCCACCCAUUGGCACAUCCGGGCGGUGUCCCUCCACCGCAGCUGUUACCAACGCCGCCCGGGUCGGGCCCGUACCAGCCCAGCAAUAUGCACCGACCGGGCGGACCAAUGCCACCCUCCUCGGUGCCGAGCUCGGUUUCGCUGGCCGUCUCGUCCAGCGGCAGCACUGCCCUCACCUCCACGACUGCAUCCUCCUCCUCCUCCUCCACGGCGGUAACGUCCCAUUCCCCUGCCCCGAUGCGGCCCUCGUCCGACAAUGGACCGCUGGGGCUGCAGCCGAUGGCGCACCAUCACCGGUCGGACCGGGACCGCGAACCGCCCCGACCAGGCACGAACGAGUUGCCGCCGACCCGCGCCUCCCCCAUCAACUCGUUGCUGCAGGGAGUGCCGCCACCGCACGGCAUGCUGCCCCAUCCGCUGCCGCUGCACCUGGGUCACCCCGGCAUGCAGCUACCUCCGCACCAUCCGGCCCAUUUGGCCGGUCCGCUGGUGGGACACGCCGGACUGCUGCCGCCCUCGCUGGCGGCACACAGCGCCGGCCUGCCGCUGCUCGGCGGGCCCACACCUUCCGCGCUCGGCAGCCUGAUGGAGGUGGCGGGCGCGGGCCGCCGCUCACCUUCGUCUGGGCCGGGCAGUCUAGCGGGUGGCCCGCACGGCCACCUGCCGCCGACCUCGAUGCACCAGUCGGUGAGUGCGUUGGCGGCACAGUCCCCGUCCACCCCGACCGGGGCCGGCGGAGGUGGCCCACCGUCCUCGUCGUCGUCCGCACUGAGCCGGGCCAGCCCGAACGUGCCGCCGGGCGGACCGGGAACCCCGGGCGGCGGUGGCUAUCCGGGCCCGGGCGGCCAUCAUCACCGAUCCAGCUCACCUGCCAACUCGAACAGCUCCGGCCUGAGCCGGGGCAGCCCGAUGCACCUGAGCCACCACCCGUCGACGCCGGGUGCGGGCGGUGCGGGAGGCAGCGGCAGCUCGUCCGCAGCAGCGGCGGCCGCCGCAGCCGCGUCGGCCGAACGCGACCGCCAGAUCAUGCGCCAGCAGAGCCCCCACAUGACACCGCCGCCACCGUCCUCGUCCGCACCGUCGGCGGCGCUGAUCUCCAGUCCGCUGAGCAAGAUGUACGGUGGCCCCUCGGGACAGCGAUCGCCGCCACCGUCCCACCCGUUCCGGCCGGGCGCAUCGCCACCGGUCAUACGACACCCCCAGAUGCCUCUACCUCUGCCGAUGACGGGCCCGAUGGCGGGCAUUCCCGGCUCGGUGAUGCACGCCUCGCAGCCGUACCCGCUGAUGCACCCGUCGCUGUUCAAUCCGCACCAUCACAACCCGUUCUACGCGCCGUACCCGUACGGUCCCGCCUACGGGCCCGGCUUCUCGUACAUGAAGCCCGGCGGUUCACCCCUCGACAAUCCGAUGCUGCACGGGCAUCCAACCGCGAUACCGCCGCCCCGGCCCGAGGACGCGCCUGGGGCCGGUGGCCCCGGGGUGCACGGCAAUGCGGGUGAAAAGUCGAAAUCCUCCGGCGGUGGCAGCAAAUCGCAGCAGCCGCAAACUUCCUCCUCCUCCACCUCGUCUGUAUCGUCGCUGUCCGGGUCGGGCGGAAAUGAUCGUUCGAAGCAGUCGUCCUCCGGGUCUGGCAAUGGAGGCGGCGGUGGUCCGGGCAGUGGGCAUUCCAACUCGUCCAGCCAGAGCGGCUCGUCGGCCGGACCACCGGGUGGCCCCGGCCGGGGAGGCCCCUCGCCCAGCGGGGCGGGCGGUCCCGGGAUGGUCGGCAUGCCGGGCGGUCCGCCCGGUGGCCAUCCGCUCAGCGGGAGUCCGUUCCAUCCGGCCGGUCCGCCCCACCACCACUCGCCGUACGGUCCACCGCAGCCGCACAAUCCGUUCAUCGAGAACCAACUGCCGCCGGUCGGUGGCGGCAAGCCGACCAGCCAUAUGGACGCGCUGCGAGCCCACGCCCAUGCGGCGGCCGGUGGCGGGCUAGGUCCGCCGCCUGGCCAUCAUCCACACCAUCAUCCGGGGCAUGGGCCGCCACCGCCGCCCGGCCACCAUCCGGCGCACCCGAGCGAACCGGUGCACAUCGAAACGCUCGACAUCGAUCCGGAUCCGGAACCGCCGUCCCCUGUCCAUGACAUGAACCGGGGCCCGAGCCCGGAAGCCAAACCGGACGAUACCGAGUGCCACCGGUCGCAAUCAGCAAUCUUCGUACGACGCUGUGAUCGUGGUGACUACAACUCCUGCACCCGUACCGAUCUCGAAUUCAAACCGACGCCCGACUCCAAGCUGGCCCGCAAGCGCGAGGAGCGCGACCGCAAGCUGGCAGAGAAGGAGCGGGAACGGAAAGCACAGCAGGCGGCCCAGGCGCAGCAUCAGCACCAGCAGCAGCAGCAGCAACAGCAGCAACAGCAGCAGCAACAGCAGCACCACCCGUCAAUGCAGCCCCAUCCCCAUCAACCACCGUCCCAUCCGCACCAUCAGCAGCAUCCGAGCGUGACGGCGCACCAGCAGGCGGUGGCAGCUGCCCAGCACCAUCAAGCGGUUGCCGCAUCGGCAGCAGCAGCGGCGGCCGCCGCUCAGCAUCACCAUCAGCAACAGCAACAGGCGCAGCAACAGCAGGCGGCAGCCGUUGCGCAACAUCAAGCGCAACAGGCACACCAUCAGGCACAGCAGCAGGCGGCCGCUCAGCAGCAGGCGCAGCAGCAAGCGGCGGCGGCGGCGGCUGCCGCAGCGGCAGGCAAGCCGGGCAGCGCGGGCAGCAGUAGCUCGGGCUCGGGCGGACCGGGCGGACCGCAGGGUCCACCGCCGCCGGGCCAUCAUCCGGGCCAUCCGUCGCCAGGGCAGCAGUCGAUGAAGCCGGACAUUAAACCGUACCCGGACACGCCGGCCCUCAGGCAGCUGUCGGAGUACGCGCGGCCACACGUUGGUUUUAGUCCUGUGGAAACGAUGGUUCCGCCACCAUACCAUCCACUGUACAAUAGAGAAAGGGACAUCUUUUUUAGGGAAUUCGAGGACCUCAAGAACCAGCCCGGCAUGGGCCCAUCCCGGCUAGAUCCGCACUGGAUGGAGUACUAUCGAAUGAGAGGAAUGCAUCCGUCACAGUUCCCUGGGCUUUAUGGCAAUCCGGCGGCCAUAGCACAACUGGAGCGGGAACGAAUAGGCUUGCCACCGCAUCCUGUUGCUGGGCUGGAUCCAUCCGAUCCGAUGUUGCGCUUGGCUGGCGAAUACCAUGCACACUCCCAUACGCACUUGCACUUGCAUUCGCAACAGCAGCAAGACUCGGCAGCAGCGGCGGCGGCGGCAGCGGCAGCGGCGGCAGCAGGUUUUCAUCUACCACCCAACGUUCCUCCCUAUCCACGGCCGAAUGUUUUAAUGCCGAGGGAUCCCCAUUCGGAGGUGCUGUUGCGUAUGUCCUAUGAUCCACUGCAGGCCGCUGAAUUUCAACGACAAAGUGCAUUAGACCGGGCCCAAUCGCUGCAUGAGCAGUACAUGAGACAACACGAGCGCGAGAUGAAGGUGCGUGCACUGGAGGAAGCAGCACGGGGUGGUAAACAUUAGUAGCACAACCCCAAUUACGACGACAAGUUGGCGGCAGUGAUGCUGUGUCAGGUGGUCCACAACUCUCCUAACAACACCACUGGUACCUUUUUUGGCAGUGUUUCAUGCUGUGCGAACACCAUCAAACACAAACACUCAUCUCACAACUCCUUCCUGAUUUCUUCCCAAAUUUGACCAAAAACACUAAGUAACAAAAACAAACAAACGUUAAAAGCAACACUUCUAGAUUGAUACAAAAGAAAGCUAUAUACAUAUAGUUCUAUAUAGUGGAUAACAAAAGUGUGUAUUUCAAGACUAGGACAGGCAGGCUGGCAGGCAGGCGCAAGACACGCACGCGCGGACACACACACGCAGUGAUAUACAUGUUGUGUGUGUGUUCGUGUGUGUCUGUGUGCUGUGCAGCAGAACGACCAGGGAAUGCUGGUCUUAUAAUUACAAACAUUUUCUUGUCGCGCCCGCCGCGACAACCAUAUGGGUAGGCUUACUUUAGUCUUUUUUCUCUCUUUGAUUAGAUUAUAUUUAAGUAUUAUGAAAUGACUUUGUGUCUCAGCGUAAGGCUAGCCAACAUUAUUAUAGAUUCGAUUCUGCCGCGGGGCACCACCUUUUAAGGGUGAAAGCGGGAAAACAAAACAAUGGAACGGACAGUGAGUGCACCUCCCCAUUGACGAUGUAAAUAUUUAAAUGACUAUGGUUUAGGUUCGCAUUUGCGCGUAACUGACUAUAUAUAUAUGUAUAAUCCAAUUUUAUCGAUUAGUGCUUUAGUGACUAAGCAUCAAGCGUUGGCGCAAGGUGUUAUACGCUUUAUUGUAGGGGUUUUCGUCGACCAGACCAUUUGCUCUGUUGCGUGACACCGCUGUUCGAAUCAUAAGAACCACACGAACACUUUGUGGAUACAGGAAACGAUUAAUGUUUUUUUUUUUAGCGCAUUCAAACUAAGUUCUUACCCCCAGGACCCAUUGCUAAGAGCAUUUUGUCUGCCAUUAAAGAAGAAAGGGGAGGACAGGAAAACAGAAGCUCUUUCAUCUAAUUGCCCUUAACUAAUGAUGCUGAGGGAAAGUGAGAUAACGCGCUUUACACUAAAAAGCGAACAUAAAAAGGGAAAGAGAAUGUUUUGUUACGUUGUUUAAUUUACUGCUCGUUCCAUUUGAUUCUCAUCGAAACCUUGCUUUUGUGCACAAAAUUCCUUUUUUGUCACAAUACUUGUCGGUCGAUCGGUCGUGUGUUAGAAGAGCGUAUCUCAAGUGAGCAGACGUCAAUUGCGUCGCUUGUAAAUAAACACAUCAGUCACGACUUGCAUUUCAAGUGCAUACGAAAAUCAACACCGAUAAGAACGGUAGCAAACAACAAAACACACGUGUCACGGGAAACGGGGGGAUACAGAGAAGUUGAGAACAAAAAAGUGGCAAGAAAAUCACACAAAUUGUAUGUAUAAAACAAAAUCAAUGCGAGAUGAUAUGCAAACAAACAACAACACACAACCACAAAAAAACAACAACAACAAUAUUAGAUUGUAAGUAGAAAACGGUAUAUAUAUUAUAUAUUUUAUAUUUAUGAAGGAAAGGAUGGACGAAACAAAAAAGAAUGGAAAAGUAAUAUUAUACACCAUAUAAGGUAGAGGAAGAAACAGAAAACAAAAAGGACGCAACACGUGUCGUGUUUGCAUGUCGAUCGUGCCGACGAUUCCGAUACGCGCGGAGCCCCACACACAUCUCAGCAUCAUCACGUAUUCGGAAUAGUCUGAAGAAACUGAAGCGAACAAAGUAGUUGGACGCGCGUUUAAUCACCACGCACACAGUGUGUUAUUAUUAUUAUUAUUAUUUGCUCCGUUGGCGUGUUGUCGCCCUCUCUCCCUUGUUUUCCCCAAGUGUUGUACACAGGAAACCCCCUUUUCUUUUAGAGUAAUGACAUUAUUGCACGGGUAGUGAAAUGGGGCGGAAAAAAGCACACGGGGACCGUGUGCGGGUAAUCUGUAAAUGGGUGCGACGGGAAAACGCAUUUAAUCAAAACAAAAACCACACACACACAGACACAACCAACCGCUGCUCCCCAAUCCCUCGUAGACGGUAUAUUGUAUAGAGGAAACCUUAUUAAGAGUUAUGAUAACAAGGGGCAGUAGGCCUGUCGCGUGUGACUGUGUAAAGGGUACCGGCGGAGUAAGUCAUUUGCCGGGUGGGGGAAGAAAAAAUAUCCUUUUUAAUAGCACCAACUCCCCGGGGCUGCCAGUACGGGGCGCCCUUUUCCCGUAUUGCAUUAGUGGUUCCCAUGCAAACAACCAAAUCGUGAAUAUGCAACGCAGUACAGUUAGUUGGCACACGCGCA